Molecule: messenger RNA, 5438 nt
Organism: Megalopta genalis
Lineage: Eukaryota; Metazoa; Arthropoda; Insecta; Hymenoptera; Halictidae
Product: RAB11-binding protein RELCH homolog
Biological process (GO): intracellular cholesterol transport
Cellular component (GO): recycling endosome; trans-Golgi network
Molecular function (GO): protein binding
Source: RefSeq, a predicted model, not a curated record
AGAUAAUCAACUUGUUGACAACUUCAAUUAAAUAUUAACAAUUAAUCCUUUUAAUCAACGGUUCAUAUAUAUAUUAAUCGCUCGCGAUUAACUGUUUUUAAUUGUUAAGCGUGACUUAUUAAUAAAAUUAAAAAUUAUAAUCGAUUAAUGCCGAACUCUGAUCGUAUGUGAAUUCUGUUAUGAUCGAUCGGUAAUGAUAGUUGCUAGCCGAAGGGCGCUAUGUAGUCGCUGCCAUCGCAGUGUGUAAAACAUGGCUUUGUUGUCAUCGUAAACGAUGUGCUGUGUCGCUUAGAGCCAAGUAAUUUCUAUUAAUAUACUUAAUUAAAUUAAUGAAAGCGUGGCAUGCGCUCGAGCGGAUUGCUAUUUUAUUCAUCAGCCUGGAUGGACAUGUCAUUCUCAGUUAACGUUUGAACAGAGUGAAAGUUAUGGUUGAUGCAGUGCAAGAGGUUAGGGAUCCUCUGUCAACAGACAGUAAAGGAUACCCGGCCUCGAAAACAUGUAUAUCUUACGAAGAUAUCGCUACAAAGCUUCUAAACGACAAAUUUCUAUUAACGGCCUUGGAGCUACAUGCGGAAUUGCGCGAAGCAGGGAAAGAAUUACUUGUUUUACAAGAAUUCUUCUCGAAUCCAUGUAAUUUUGAAGGUCAAAACAUCAAGCCGGAACCAUUUCCUUGUAUGCCUAGAUCAUCCAGUCAGGCUACUUUAGAUUCACUUGAUAUGACAAGAUACUCAGAAGAUGGUGCAGGUGUUGAUGAGAGAGUUGCAAUCUUAGAAUUUGAACUUAGAAAAGCCAAAGAGUGUAUUUCUGCUCUUCGUACAAAUCUCACUGUAGUCACAGAAUCAGAUGUACCAACACCAGAUAAAUGUUCUGAUAAACAUUCUGUCAAUGAAUCACCUAUAAAGCCUCACGAGCAAAGAGCUUUAAACUUCCUUGUUAACGAAUAUUUAUUAACACGUUCGUACAAAUUGACAUCGAUUACAUUUAGCGACGAAAAUGAAAAUCAAGAUUUCGAAGAUUGGCAAGACGUGGGAUUGAAUAUCCCCAAACCUGCGGAAUUGUUACAAAUUUAUAGAGAAUAUAUGCGAGCUAAUGGCUACGAGAAAGCGCCCUCGACCAUUAUUGGUGUGCAAACAGACUUUGAUGAAGUUGAAUUAGAAUCUGAGAAAGAUGAAUUUAAGCAAAUGGUCAAAGAAUUGGAAGAACUAAAACAACAAACUGCUAUGCUAGAGCAGGAAAAGGUGGAUUUACAACAAAUUAUUGCAACAACAAAUGAAAGUUUAUCACAGAAUCCAACCAAGCAAGGUAGUAGUGGAACGAUACAAACGUUGAAUUCGAGUUCUACAACUCCAGAUAAAUUUGAGUUGCUUGAAACACCGCCUCGAGAUACAUCGACAGCGACACAUGAACCAGAGGAAGAUGAUAGUGUGUCUGUGGUUGUCAGCCUCGGCGAGACUGAUCCCGGUGACAAGGAAUGGACGAGAAUUCAGUUACCAAGAGUAGACGUUACCGAAGGGUCGUCCAUCCUUCCAAAUCCUCCAUCUAGACAUUUACCGCUGAAAUUCAAGAUGGAGGUGAUAACCCAUUGUUUAGUAAAUAUUCCAAGUUCUAUUGUUUCUACAGCAGAAGAACCCUUCAAAAAUGGAGUAACGCGAGAUAAUCUCGUUCACAUUUUGGCGGAAACUUUACCUCGCAUUGUACCCAACGUCAUACUUAAUAAGCGCGAGGAAGUAAUACCGUUGAUAUUAAGUGUAAUCCGGCUGCACACUGAAUCCGCGGAAAGAGAGAAAUCUCUACAGCUUUUGUUCAAUUUGAAGAAGAGGCCACAAGAAGAUGAAAGACACUUGAUACUAGCUGGUUUAGUUGCAAUGGCGAAGCUUGAGAACGAUCCAAUGGAAGGAGAAGAAAUUUUAACCAUUUGCUGGGAACAGAGUCAGUACAAAUAUCCUGAAAAAAGGUUACUAGCUGUGGAGUGUUGUUGCGCAUUGGCACCCUACAUGUCGGUCGGAAUCAGGAACUCCUUGAUGCUUUCUAUGUUGCAACAAAUGUUACUCGAUGACAAGGAUCCUAUGGUCAGAGCGUGUGUUGUGAGGAGUCUUGCAUUGCUCAUAGCUUUAAUGGAUGAUCCCGACAAAUAUUUUCAGUGCGAAGAGUUGGCGUUAACUGCGUUAAACGAUUCAUCGCCCAUCGUUGUAGAAGUCGCGUCCACUUUACUUUUACCAAUUUUAGCCCAAUGGGCACUCUCUUUGAAGAGGUUGCAAACACAUUUGUUACCACGCAUAAUAUCAAAAGUGAAAACUCAAUUGAAGUCUGGACAGUAUCAACAUUCACCUAACAAGGAUCAUAUUAACGAGGGAAGAACAGUGUCGUCGAUUCACGUUUUACAAUAUUUACUACCUCAUAUGAUCAUCUGCGUAGCCGAUACGGAUGCAGUUAGAACGUGCAUAGAACCUGGAACAUCAUCUCACUUGUCCGAUGUGUUUCUAUACUUGUGUCAGACCGAUAUCGUUAAUCCAAAAGUAUUUUAUGAGGGAGAUAUAGAUGUCGGAGCACUUUUGAAUACAUUCUUUGCUAAUACGUGGGAAAAUGACACGUGGCCGGAAUUAGAGUGGUUCACAAAUAAAUUAGUAAUGGAAAUUUUAGAAAUGGUCAAAUCUAUAGAAAUUACACACGAAACCAUUUUGCACACUCUACUGACAUACAUUCGUUCGUUGUGUUUGGGUUUUGGACGAUAUAUUACGCAAACACGGAUUCAGCCGAUAUUUGCGUCCGACGUGUCCGAGCUCGAGCAGCAGUUGACAGUGUUGUCGACAGAGAAGAAAAACAUGAAUUUAACGAUAAUGCCUACGUAUUUAAUUCUAUUGUCCACUUUGAAUGGUACAGAAGUUGCUAAAUCGUUGAAAGAAUUCCUUGUUGCUUUGUCCAUGAGUGGUAUCAGUAUUACUUGCUUACAAAUCGCAGUAAUUAUGUUGUGUGCUGACGAACAUAUGCAAGAAUAUGUCCUUAGCGGUUUAUGGGAUGGGGUAGUGCACCAAAGACCUGUUGUAAGAUGUGCAACUGCGACGAUAUUUGGUUGUGUGAUAGCUCAUGUUUCCGAUCGGUUAGCAAGUGCUAAGGUAGUUCCAGCAAUUGUAACACUCGUUAGUGAUCCUGAUAUGACCGUCCGUUGUGCGGCAAUUCCUUCACUAGGUCGACUGAUAACAGAAUGUAAAGUGAAAGAAAUGAGGGAUAAAGCACGUCUGACGUUGGAAACUAUCGCCAAGGAACCUCAAGGUGUUCCUCCAGCUUUAGCGUUACCACUAGUUUCCACUUUAGCACUCAUUGCUCCGAAUUGUCCUCAAAAUUACAUCGAGGAUGUGAUAGCUACACAAUUAUUUGGAAUAGCUUCGUUCGCAUUACAACAGGGCCGCAAAGUUGAUCUCAUUAAUGCUUUGGUCGAAGCAUUCUCUGUUCUGGUUUAUUGCCCACUCAGUUAUCAAUGUGUUUUGAAUGUGUUACUGCCUGGCUUGAAGUGUCUGGAACAAUUGGUAACCUAUCAUUUACCUCAGCAGGAAGAUGCGGUUAAGUCCCUUUUGAGAGAAGUAGAAUCUCGACAAGAUCUUUCUAAACCAAUGAAAAGUUCACUGUCUAUGAACUCUGGUCUCUUACUGUCCAUGGCUACCGCGAACGUGGGACAAGGUGUGGAGGAUAUGAAGCAGAAAGUGACAAAGAUUUUUCAGCAGAAAAGUAGUUCAUCGAGUAUGUCAAGUAUUUUGCGGAAAAAGUAAGACUAAGUCGUUUCUUUUUCUAGUUACAUCUAUAGAUUUAUAUGUCUUGUUAUUUAUGAUAUUAUGAGUUGAAUUGUUUUCCAAGUAUUCUUGGAGAUCUGACGAUAUAUUUGUACUUAUGUAUUUUACAACACAACGUAAUGCACAAAACUUGUACGGAUUAGAAAUCGACAUCAUCUAAGCAUUAUCGUUUACUAUCAGGAUAUGUUUCAUAAUAAAAUUUACUGAAACAUUGGUAAUGAACAUCACUACAGAAUGGUGUGCCUUUGAAAGUACAUACAAUUUCAACAACCUUAAAAAACACGAUAUUUCAUUGCGUUUGGGGCUAGAGUUUACUGAUAACAGUCAAUAAAAAAUAGUUUAAUUUCUAUAUUUGUGUGCAUAUGUAAGCAUAACAGUAAAUACUAAUAUAAUUGCAACGCAUUGCAUAACUAGUUAUUUUGAAAAAUUCCAUUAACUGAAACAUAGUUUGUUAUUUUGUAUUAUAUUAAUUACAGUAUAUUUAUUAAAAAGGAAUCUCACAAAUUGUAGAUAUUUUGUGUAUUAUACGACAGUGCUCUUAAGAAACAAAUUGAAAAUAAUAUCCUGCCAUAAUACAACUCUUAAAACUGAUGUUAUCAGAGUCGAAUGAUUGUUACAUUAAAAAUCACAAGAGUACACUCUGGAUAAUAUUAAUUGUUUAAUGCCUCGGCUGUGAUAACCGAGUGUUAAUAUAUCUUAAAAGACAACUCGAUUUUUGUAUGCUAUGUGACUUUCUGAUCUGAAAUGCUUUCAUUUGGAUUGUAUACACGUUUUAUGUGAUAUUGUGGGGCGAUAACAACUUAGACUCUUUCUCCUGCUUCUCGAGUUCAAUAUCUACCUUAUUCGAUUGCAUACUAACCUUCAAAAACCUUUAGAAAAGUAUUUCAAAAUAGAGGCAUUGAACAGUUUUUGUUUCUAGUUGCUAUAUUUAGUUCUUCAGGAUGAAAGCCCUUGUCAAUUCUCUACUUUUUUGUGAACCUUGAAAAAAUUAUGGUAGAUAUAACAAUACUAUUAGCUUUUUAGAGAGAGAGAGAGAGAGAGAUAAAUUUUGCCAUUAAAUUCUAUUUUUAGAAAUUUUGACUUUCUUGACAUGUCACAUCCUAAAAAUUUACAAUUUAUUUAUUUAUUUCUAAGUCAUGUGUCUGUACUUAAAUCAAACUAACAUCAGCACCAACACUUUCGCUGUAAACGAAUGAAAAGAAAGAAUCAAAUUUCUUUAGAAUAGUUCGUAUCUUGUAAGAAUAUUUUAUUGUAUCUAUAUAUAUAUACAAUCAUAUAUCCCGUAUAUACAUAUAUAUUGAUAUACAAUACAUGUAUAUAUGUAUUUAAUAUAUGCGUAUAUACAAUGAUUAAUAGUUUAUCGUAUUUAAUGACCAAUAAAUCAUUAUUAUUUUACAUAUACAUAUACAUAUGUAUAUUGUACACAUGUAUAUGUAUUUAUGUUUAUUAAAUAUUAAAUACUGUAGCAUGUUUCAUUAUCGUGCAAAGAAUAAAUUUUAUAUUAUAUUCAUUCUAAAUGCAUGUCCAAGUCCUCAACAUAUUUUAAUUACCUUGGACUAGGGCUCUUACUGGAACAGGAAUGAAAAUUCAAUUUUUGGAUUAUAUGAUCUAAUAAAAAACUGGAAAAAUUAAAUUCCUAAAAAUUUCUACAUA